AUGGGUGAAGCUGGACCCUCUCGCGCUGCCAAACCUGCCAAGCCCAAAUCGAAGAAGGGCACAAAACCGAAGAAUGGUCUACACUCGUCAAAGUCGCGCAAAGUCUCGGAGGCGAAGACAAUCGAAGCCUUAGAGCAGGCGGCAUCACAAUUUGAGCCCCCUCCGGGCUUGAAAGCUUUCGCUGACCUCCCGAUCUCCGACUUCACCAAGCGAGGUUUGAAGAAAGCAUACUUCACGAAGAUGACAGACAUCCAGGCGAAAAGUCUGCCUGUGUCGCUGAAGGGCAAGGACGUUCUAGGCGCAGCGAGGACAGGGAGCGGCAAGACGCUGGCCUUCCUGAUCCCUGUUCUAGAGAUGUUGUAUCGGAGAAAGUGGGGUCCUCAGGAUGGUCUUGGAGCUUUGAUUAUUUCGCCUACACGAGAGCUGGCAGUCCAAAUAUUUGACGUGCUACGAUCCAUAGGUGGCUACCAUAGCUUUUCUGCGGGACUGGUUAUCGGAGGGAAGAACCUCAAAGACGAGAGGGAGCGUCUUUCUCGGAUGAACAUCCUAGUCGCGACCCCUGGCCGUCUAUUGCAGCACAUGGACCAGACCAUCGGCUUUGAGUGUGAUAACCUGCAGAUCCUCGUUCUUGACGAAGCCGAUCGUAUUCUCGACAUGGGAUUCCACCGCACUCUCACUGCGCUCCUCUUCCAUCUUCCAAAAACUCGGCAAACCCUCCUCUUCUCAGCUACGCAAACCGACUCAGUCGUAUCCCUCGCUCGUCUCUCGCUGACCGACCCAGUCUCAAUUGGUGUAGCCGAAAGCUCCAGCUCCCUCGCCACACCGGCAUCCCUCCAGCAGAACUACGUCGUGACCACUCUCGACCAGAAACUCUCCCUCCUUUGGUCCUUCCUUAAGUCGCACCUUCAAGCCAAGACACUCGUCUUCCUCUCGAGCUGUAAGCAGGUCCGGUUCGUCUUCGAGACCUUCCGGCGACUGCACCCUGGUGUACCCCUGCUGCACUUACACGGGAAGCAGAAGCAGACAAUACGGCUCGAGACGUUCCAGCGCUUCACCGGCAUGCAGAAGGCCGUCUUAUUGGCUACCGACAUUGCAGCGCGGGGGCUCGACUUCCCCUCCGUCGACUGGGUCGUCCAGGUCGACGCGCCAGAGGAUGCGGAAACGUACGUGCACCGUGUCGGCCGCACGGCGCGUUAUGAGAGCUCGGGCCGUGCACUGCUGUUCUUGAUGCCGAGUGAGGAGGAAGGGAUGAAGGCUGCGUUAGAGAAGAAGGGAUUGCAGGUGGAGAAGAUCAAGAUCCGAGCGAGCAAGACGCAGAACAUCGAGAACCAGCUGCAGAAUCUGGCCUUUCAAGAUCCUGAGAUCAAGUAUCUGGGACAGCGGACAUUCGUCUCGUAUCUGCGCUCUGUCCACCUGCAGAAGGACAAGUCUGUAUUCAAGGUCGACGAGCUGCCGGUGGAGCGCUUUGCGGAGUCACUCGGUCUCCCUGGGAUGCCCAAAAUUAAGUUCUUGAGCAGGGAACUGGCAAAGAAGAAGAAAAAUGCAAGCGCGGGAAAGCGAGGGAGAGGAGAGCGAGGCCUCCAGGAGUGGCUCGGGCUCAGAAACGAGAGCAGCGGCGCGUCAAGCGAUGACGAGGAGCAGCAACCUGGGAAAGACAAGGAGAAGGAGAAGGCGAGCCGCGUGCGGACGAAGUACGAUCGGAUGUUCGAGCGCAAGAACCAGAACAUCCUCUCGGAGCACUACACCAAGCUCGUCGAGCACGCCACUGGGUCCGACGAGGAGGACGACUUCAUCACCCUCAAGCGGGCGGACCAUGAGCUGCCCGCGGACCCGUCUGCCAUGCCUGAAUCUGAGUACACCUCGAAGCGCAAGCAGAGGAUGGCGCUGUCGAAGAAGGCAGUCGUCAAGUCUGGCCCGCAGGGAAACAAGCUUGUGUUUGACGACGAGGGUGGCGCGCAUGAGAUCUACGAGAUGAAAGCGCCAGAAGAGGUCUUCGGGGAGGGCGGCGCUGCGGUCAAGGAGGCAGGGAGGGUGUUCGUCGAGGGCGAGAGGGGGCGAAUGAAGGAGGCGGAUGUCAAGGAUAAGGAGGAGGCGCGAGAGAAGAAGAGAGAGAGGAAGAGGAAGAGGAAGGAGAGGGAACGUGAGGGAAUGGGUGAUAGCGGACCGAUGGCAGCCACUCAAGAUCCUCUGGGUGAGGACGAUGGCUAUGUCAGCCCGGAGUUCGACUUGCCCUCCGAGGACGAGGACGAGGACGAGGCGCCUCCUGCAAAGCGCAACAGACCUUCUGGUGGUCAAGGUCGCAAACACAGUUCUGAUGGCGCCACACUUGAAGAAGAAGAGGAGUUGGCCUUACAGUUUCUACGUAGUCGCCGGUAGUAUCUUCUAUGUAUGCUUUGAAUCACUAUCCCCCUGCUUCCACAGGACGUACGAGAAUUGCAUACCUACUGCAUCGUGUGGGGUAUCAGCAUCUUACUGCCGCCUUACAUCACAGAUGCAUGUUCGAGAC
This is a messenger RNA of Fomitopsis serialis, 2506 nucleotides long. RefSeq names its product DEAD-domain-containing protein. The record is from RefSeq and is a predicted model, not a curated record. Gene Ontology annotation, molecular function: ATP binding; RNA helicase activity; nucleic acid binding. Bases 1 to 2376 code for a protein of 791 amino acids. The transcript is spliced from 7 exons. Gene Ontology annotation, cellular component: nucleus. Lineage: Eukaryota; Fungi; Basidiomycota; Agaricomycetes; Polyporales; Fomitopsidaceae. Gene Ontology annotation, biological process: rRNA processing.